AAUGCCCGUACAAGCCCAUCCGUCUACCCCACGCAAAGCCUAUCGCCUUUGUAUCGCUUCCUAAGCCCCCGAGGUCCCCCAAAUCUCCACGUCCAAAUCUCCCUUUCGAUUUCGGUUUCCGAUGGCGCCCAAGGCCGAGAAGAAGCCCGCGGAGAAGAAGCCGGCCUCCGAUAAACCGGCGGAGGAGAAGGAGAAGAAGGCGGUGGCGGAGAAAGCUCCGGCCGAGAAGAAGCCCAAGGCCGAGAAGCGUCUCCCCAAGGAAGGCGGUGCCGGCGACAAGAAGAAGAAGAAGAAGGCGAAGAAGGGGAGCGAGACCUACAAGAUCUACAUCUUCAAGGUCUUGAAGCAGGUCCACCCGGAUAUCGGCAUCUCGAGCAAGGCCAUGGGUAUCAUGAACUCCUUCAUCAACGACAUCUUCGAGAAACUCGCCCAAGAGGCUUCCCGUCUCGCCCGCUACAACAAGAAGCCGACCAUCACCUCUCGUGAGAUCCAGACGUCCGUCCGUCUCGUUCUCCCCGGCGAACUCGCGAAGCACGCCGUCUCCGAGGGCACUAAGGCUGUUACCAAGUUCACAAGUUCUUGAUCCGUUCUAGGGUGUCUUGGCCUCCGUGUGGUCGGAUCUAGAAGUCUAGAGUUGUAAUCUUGGAUCUUUCCGGUUGUUAUUCUCACAUCUUGACUCCUCCUUCUCUGCUGUAAUCUCUUCCUUUCAUGAUGAGAUAUACUGUCUUCAAGAUUUGGCAAUGAGGAAGCGACUUUCGUUUAGAA
Elaeis guineensis (African oil palm) is the source of this 765-nucleotide messenger RNA. Its product is annotated as histone H2B.11. Gene Ontology annotation, cellular component: nucleosome. NCBI's taxonomy places the organism in Eukaryota, Viridiplantae, Streptophyta, Magnoliopsida, Arecales, Arecaceae. The record is from RefSeq and is a predicted model, not a curated record. Gene Ontology annotation, molecular function: DNA binding; structural constituent of chromatin; protein heterodimerization activity.